This is a messenger RNA of Equus quagga, 1787 nucleotides long. RefSeq names its product solute carrier family 25 member 20 (gene SLC25A20). Gene Ontology annotation, biological process: positive regulation of neuron projection development; carnitine transmembrane transport; mitochondrial transport. Gene Ontology annotation, cellular component: mitochondrial envelope. The coding region runs from base 90 to 995 and encodes 301 amino acids. Gene Ontology annotation, molecular function: low-density lipoprotein particle binding; O-acyl-L-carnitine transmembrane transporter activity. The transcript has 9 exons. Lineage: Eukaryota; Metazoa; Chordata; Mammalia; Perissodactyla; Equidae. The record is from RefSeq and is a predicted model, not a curated record.
GGUGAAAGGUCGGCGGCGGAGGCGCUGUGGCCCGGGCAGUGGAGCGGGCCGGCGGCGAAGUGACAGGCGCUUUGACGAACGGAUGAACCAUGGCAGACCAGGUGAAGCCCAUCAGCCCGCUCAAGAAUCUGCUGGCCGGCGGCUUUGGUGGCAUGUGCCUGGUGUUCGUGGGGCACCCGCUGGACACGGUCAAGGUCCGACUGCAGACACAGCCCCCAAGUUUGCCUGGACAGCCGCCCAUGUAUUCUGGGACCUUUGACUGUUUCCGGAAGACACUUAUUAGAGAGGGCAUCACAGGGCUAUAUCGGGGCAUGGCUGCCCCCAUCAUUGGGGUCACCCCCAUGUUUGCUGUGUGCUUCUUUGGGUUUGGUUUGGGGAAGAAACUGCAACAGAAAUGCCCAGAGGAUGUGCUCAGCUACCCCCAACUAUUUGCAGCUGGGAUGUUAUCUGGUGUAUUCACCACGGGAAUUAUGACCCCUGGAGAACGGAUCAAGUGCUUGUUACAGAUUCAGGCUUCCUCAGGGGAUACCAAGUACACUGGUCCCUUGGACUGUGCAAAGAAGGUGUACCAGGAGUCUGGGAUUCGAGGCAUCUAUAAGGGGACUGUGCUCACCCUCAUGCGAGAUGUUCCAGCCAGUGGGAUGUAUUUCAUGACAUAUGAGUGGCUGAAAAAUAUCUUCACUCCAGAGGGAAAGAGUGUCAAUGAGCUUAGCGUGCCUCGGAUCCUGGUGGCUGGGGGCAUCGCAGGGAUCUUCAACUGGGCUGUGGCAAUCCCCCCAGAUGUGCUCAAGUCUCGCUUCCAGACUGCACCUCCUGGGAAAUAUCCUAACGGUUUCAAAGAUGUGCUGAGGGAGCUGAUCCGGGACGAAGGAGUCACAUCCUUGUACAAGGGUUUCAAUGCAGUGAUGAUCCGAGCCUUCCCAGCCAACGCGGCUUGUUUCCUUGGCUUUGAAGUUGCCAUGAAGUUCCUUAAUUGGGCCACCCCUAACUUGUGAGGCUGAAGGCUGCUCAAGGUUUCUGAAUGCUGGAAGCUGUCACCGAGGAGGAGCACUGGGCAGAACUAGGCCAUCCUGAAGGGGGAGGGGAGGGGGAUUGUGGGAUCAGAGCUCUGUGUGUGGACUUGUUGAGACCGUUGCCUUAAUGACGUCUUCUACCUGGUAGAGCUUGGUGUGCAAUUUUGAAACUUGAAUUCAGUCUUGUCAAUUUAAGGGAUCUCAAGAGGAUUUGGAGAUGGAGUAAGUAGCUUCUAGACCAGGUACAAUCUGUGGCCAGAGUGCUGUCUACUGAUUGACUACUGGACCUACUACACGCAAAGUACUCCUCAUCGAAGAAGGACUCUCAGCCUCUCACUGGAGGCGCUAUGCAUGUUUUCAGCCAGCUGACCGGGAGCUGGGGUCUUCUUCAAUCCCUAGCCAGGAAGACCCACCAGAUUUCCAGGGUACUAUCUAAUCUGGGCCUGCACAUGAGGACGUGGACUUGAGGCCCACAUCUGUCUAUCCAAGUGGACUAAGCAAAUGUGCCUGGGGCAGAUACCCUGUUAUAGUCGGGUUGAUUUUUCUUUAUGCAUGCAAGUAAUCAAAAUUGAAACUAGAGUAGCUUAAUUUCACAGGAGUAGAUGGAGAACUUUCCCUCCUACGUAGCGAGGAGAGUUUUGAAUCGACUGUGCCAGCCUGUUGGGAUAAGUCAGAAAGCCCAGGGUGUAGGAAGGCUCUUUUUGCACACUCUUUAUUCUCAUGAGAGUCCCCUAUUUUGAUAGGAAACAAUAAAUAUUGUCUCUCAUUUUUUCA